AUGUCGGAUAGUGCCAAACAGGAGUUGACACUAGUUACGGAAAAGAAUGGGAUUAGAAGGAUCCAGCUAAAUAAUCCUAAAAAGCAUCAUGCGUUAUCGUUGGACCUUCUGAAAUCGUUGAAAAGUGCUAUCGAAAAAGAAUCUGAUGGCAAACCGCCACGUGUUAUUGUUAUUUGCUCAUCUGGAAAAGUAUUCUCUGCUGGACACGACUUGAGGGAACUAACUGAUGCAACGGGACAUGACUAUCAUAAAGACAUCUUUGAUGCUUGUACGAAGGUGAUGCAAUUAAUUCAGGAUACCGAAGUCCCUGUCAUCGCUGAAGUCAACGGUUUAGCAACGGCUGCGGGAUGCCAACUUGUAGCUAGUUGUGAUGUAGUUAUUGCAUCAGAAUCGUCAAGAUUUGCAACUCCAGGCGUGAACGUUGGCCUCUUCUGCUCGACCCCAGCAGUGGCAUUAGCUAGGGCAGUCCCUAGAAAACUUGCUAUGCAAAUGUUGCUUACGGGAGAAGCUAUUACAGCGCAAGAGGCGUUAAAGCACGGCCUAGUCAGCAAAGUGGUACCUCAUGAGGAACUAGAAACUGAAACUACCAGGAUUGCAGAAAAAAUUAGCUCUUCUAGUCGCUCAGUAAUGGCAUUAGGUAAAGCUUGUUUUUAUAAGCAAAUACAGAAAAGUCGUGAUGAAGCUUACAGUUACGCUUCGGAUGCUAUGCUGCGAAAUUUAAAUUAUGAUGACUGUCAGGAAGGCAUCAAUGCUUUUGUAGAUAAACGCCAGCCAGUUUGGAAGGAUUAA
Messenger RNA from Trichoplax adhaerens, 789 nucleotides. RefSeq lists its product as uncharacterized. The transcript has 9 exons. NCBI's taxonomy places the organism in Eukaryota, Metazoa, Placozoa, Uniplacotomia, Trichoplacea, Trichoplacidae. Gene Ontology annotation, molecular function: hydro-lyase activity. The record is from RefSeq and is a predicted model, not a curated record. The coding region runs from base 1 to 789 and encodes 262 amino acids. Gene Ontology annotation, cellular component: mitochondrion.